This is a messenger RNA of Mercenaria mercenaria, 1705 nucleotides long. RefSeq lists its product as uncharacterized. NCBI's taxonomy places the organism in Eukaryota, Metazoa, Mollusca, Bivalvia, Venerida, Veneridae. The transcript is spliced from 7 exons. The record is from RefSeq and is a predicted model, not a curated record. The coding region runs from base 131 to 889 and encodes 252 amino acids.
UGUACCUUUAAAAGUAGACACUUUAUUUACACAAAGAGUAAAAUGUUCUAUAUUUUGAUCCAUUAAAAUGAGAUAGGACAACUGAUCCGUUUUUCUGGAUAUUUUAAAACAGCAGAUACAAUAACUGAAUAUGGCUUUACAAGGGAAGACAAUCUUUAUUCCUGGUGGAUGUGGUACUGUUGGUACUGGAUUAACAAGAACAUUCCUCCAGAAUGGUGCAAGGGUCGCGGUCAGCUCGCGGACACAAGAACGACUAGAUGAGUUCAAAAAGUCAAUGGACCAAGCUUUUCAGUCCAACAUAAUACUGAUUAAGGAAGACGUGUCUACAGAGUCAGGGGCCAAGAAUGCGUUAGAGGCGUUUAUCAAACAAGGGGGAGUUCAACAUGUUGUGGCAUGUAUGGGAGCAUGGUGGCAGGGAGGAUCAUUGACUAAACAGUCGGUAGAGGAGUUCGACAAGGCAAUAAAUGACAGGGCAAGGUCACAUUUCAUCUGUGCUAAAAUAUUUCUCCCAUAUUUGGCAAAUAUUGAUGGAUCGACAUAUACAAUCACAUCAGGGUCAGCCACGGAGCACGAUUGGGACAUCCCUGAUAUUUCAUUAAUAAUUGUGGCCGGCGGUUGCGUCUAUGGCAUCUCACAGGCCGCUCAGACCGAGUUCAAAGACACAAAAGUCGCGGUUAAUGAAGUGAGAAUCGGAAUGUUCAUUCAGCCUAAACUUGAUAAAGAUUUGGAAAAGCGCUCGUUUGAAAUGCAUGGCUAUAAGCUCGACAUAAUCGGAAAUGACAUAAUUGCUGACUUCAUGUUGAACGUUUUGCUGGCACGUGCAAAAGGAACCAUCAAGAUUAAUUCAAGAAAAGAAUUAGAAGAAGAAAAGAAAAAAUUAAAGAAAUGAUCAAAUAAUGGAAACAUUUUAUCAUUUUUAAAAGAUCUAAUCAUAUCCGUAACAGACUAUAUUAGAGCCGUGUUGGCCCAUCUUUUUCACUAAUCAUAUUAUUCACAUCUGUGAAAAACGACCCUAUUUCGUCAAGUUCACAUACGCUCUAAUUUUUCACGAAAACCGAACAUAUUUUUCACAUUUUCUGUGAAUUUUGUGGCCGAUCUCAUUAUUUGGUGCGUCAUAAAAGCAUAGUUUUCACAUUUCACUUUUUACUAAACAUUCAGCUAAAUUUCUUGUUUCUACUAAAGCACAUUUUCUCUUGUUCUCCAGUCACGAUUUUUUGCGAGGAAUUAAAAAUUAUGCAAGUAUAGUUCUUAAAUCUAUCCAUUGUAAGCGGAAAAAUAUCAGUUUGACGUUGUAUUUUUGUCCAUCCUUCUUUUCUGCCUUCUCUGUCCGUUCGAAUCGUAUCAAAGAACUAGAUGGACAGAUAUCAUUGAUAAUUGGAAGAUAGAGAAGGGACACAGAUGGAAUACUGUUGCAAUCCACUUGUUCUUGUCAGGACAUUUUCUGUAGCUUUCUAUUAAACCAUAGGAUGGAAUGUUUCAUACAACUAAGCUGAUUCACAAAUACAAGGAAUUAAAGAAAAACUAAGUAAUUACUCGUUAUUUUUAUGCGGUUUCCUUGGUGGACUUCGGACAAAAUUGUAUGAAAAAAAAGAUUAAGUGAAAGCCUCUUCAAGUGACAUCUAGCUUUUUCACAGUAUUGAAAUAUUGUAUGUAGACUUAAUUAGCAUCUAAUUCUAUUAUAUUUAGCGUGUCUCUAAUUCUAAUA